AUGAAUGAUAAUGUUAUAUGCAAUACACUUUAUUUUCUCUAAAAAUGUUAGCUUCUACUUAGUCAAAUAGAAGGUCAAUAAGAAUGGAUCAAUGAAAUAAAUUAGUGUCAGAAGGUAUUAGAACUUCAUCAAGUUAAUCACCCUCUCUAUGAACAAUGUUUAGUCUUCAUUACAGACAAGAUCAUACAUCCAUUUUUGUAAGACUUAGACACUAUAUUCAAUUGUCAAGAUGUCGUUAAGGAAAUAAAAAAAUAUGAAUUGAAUUUUAAUUACGUAAUUAAGAGACUAUCGUUGGUAAUGUUUGUAUCUAUAAAUUAGAUAAGAGAGUUCAUACCAAAUGUAAUAAAGGUACCUUUAGAUGACUUAUUUUGUAAACCUUAAACUGAUGAUGAAUGGAUUUAAUUAAAUCGAUAUAUAGAAUAUGUUAAUGUAUAAUGAAAAAUUUAAAAUAAGCUAGAUGAUCCACUAUCGUUGUCUAAAUAAUUUGAUUAAUUUUAUGACUAUAUAGCAAUGGGAGCAGCUUAUUGUACUUUGGGAACAAAGUAUUCAAACUCAUUGAUUAGUUUGAUUGUUUAGAAUGUGGGUGGGGCUGUUAUGUUAGUAAAGAAAUAGACAGCAAGAAACAUAAAGACUAAAGAAAUUACUAAUCCAUCACUCUCAUUUGUUAAGGGAUUGUGGAGUAUACAAAACAAUUCAACAUUUUUCAAGAAUUUUAUGAAACUGACUAAUUGUAAGGUAAAAUCACAUCUAAAAAUUCAUGUUCCCUUUUUAUUUGAUGAUUAAUAAUUUAAAUAUCAUCAUGAUAAUAAUACUUAUGUUUAAGAGAAAUUUAAGGGUUUCAAAAUGUUAGAUGAUCUUUUCAAUAAACUUUAAGCUAAGGAGUUAUUAAUAAAAUAAAAAUAAUAAAAAAUAAAAGUGAGAAUUAUAUCAGCAAAUAAAGUAAUUCUAAACAAAAAUGUUGAUUAUACUUCAUUAGUUUAGAAAGUAGUUGAAAUAAGUUCAGAACAUCAUUAGAUAAGUCAGAUUAUUCAAUAGAAUAAUAAAAAUACAAAUAUAAAAAAAGUAAUUUUACAUAUUCAUGGUGGUGGAUGGGUAGCCAUGUCUUCAUUUAGUCAUUAAUCUUAUACAAGGAAAUGGGCUAAUUAUUUAGGAGAUGAUACUAUAAUAUUCUCGAUAGAUUAUAGAUUGGCUCCUGAAUAUAGAUAUCCUUAUGCAUUAGAGGAUGUAUGGCAAUUAUAUUUAUGGAUCAUAAAUUUUAGUCAAUUCUAUUUAAAUAUAACAAUUGAAUAAAUAAUAUUAGCAGGAGAUUCGGCUGGUGGUAAUAUGGCAUUGGGAGUUUGUUUUAGAGCAAUAAAAUAUGGUAUCAGAAUUCCUGAUGGAUUAUUAAUGGCUUAUCCAGCUGUUAAUUUAGAUUUAAAUAAUUUUAAUCCAUACUUAUUAUAAGGAUUAAUUGAUUAAGUAGCUCCAGCAACUGUAUUAAAAUUAGCUUUACAUGAGUACUUAAAAGAUACAAAUGCAAAACCAAAUGUUGAUCCUUAUUUAAGUCCAUUAAUAGCUGAUGAUUCAUUUUUAUAAUUGUAAUUACAAUUAAAUAUUUUUAGAUUACCUAAAAUGACAAUUAUGUGUGGUUAAUUAGAUAGUUUGACUGGAGAUACAAUAAAAUUUGUUAAUAGAUUAAGAAAGUUAGAUAAGUAAUUUAGAAUGCUUAUAUAUAAUGGGAUAAAUCAUGGAUUUUUGAAUUUUGAAGUACCAAUUUUUGCAGUGCCUGCUAUAAAACCAUUAAUAGAAAGUAGUUGUGAUUUAUUAAAGCAGUUAUUUAAUUAAUGA
This is a messenger RNA of Paramecium pentaurelia, 1827 nucleotides long. The record is from the annotation of a GenBank genome assembly. Lineage: Eukaryota; Ciliophora; Oligohymenophorea; Peniculida; Parameciidae.